Leishmania mexicana MHOM/GT/2001/U1103 is the source of this 588-nucleotide messenger RNA. RefSeq lists its product as hypothetical. The coding region runs from base 1 to 588 and encodes 195 amino acids. The record is from RefSeq and is a predicted model, not a curated record. The transcript has a single exon. NCBI's taxonomy places the organism in Eukaryota, Euglenozoa, Kinetoplastea, Trypanosomatida, Trypanosomatidae.
AUGUACACGGAGAAGGACUCGUACGCACCUACCAAGGUGAUGACGGAAGAGGAGCUGCAGCGCAGCGUAGAUCGUCUCAGCCGUAGUGAUCGGGUCAAGGUCGAACUGAAGCCACUUGCACCGUGCAGCGUCAUCACCAGGGAGGCUCUUGACAAACGUAUUCACCACCUCUACGACGAGUCUCUGGAGCGGCGGCAGCGUGAGCGUGAAGAAGUGGCGCGGCAGAUGGACGCUGCGAUCAAGAAGGACACCACCAUCACCGUGACCAAGAUUACCCCGCUCGAGGAGGAAGCUCUUGUGCGCCACCUCUACGACGAGACGUUGGCUACCAAACAGAGAAACUUCGACGAGCUGUACAAGCAGGUGACCUCGCACUACGAGCGCAACACUAAAAAACUGACGGCCAAGAAACACUUGACCGCGGUGGACCGGCUUUACCGUGAGGGGAUGGAGCGAGAACGUAAUAAGCACAUUGCUCUGUACGAGAAGUACGUUGUCGCUCGUCAGCUGCCGCCACCGCAGCGCACAGCAGCUGAGCUAGCGGCAUCUGCUGACAAGAUGACGAGGGGCGAGGGUUUGGCCUCUUGA